Molecule: messenger RNA, 1342 nt
Organism: Tinamus guttatus (white-throated tinamou)
Lineage: Eukaryota; Metazoa; Chordata; Aves; Tinamiformes; Tinamidae
Gene: C1QTNF6
Product: C1q and TNF related 6
Molecular function (GO): protein binding
Source: RefSeq, a predicted model, not a curated record
UGUUCCCAGCUCCGAACACUUGACAACUCGUGCGCUCUCUCCUUUCAAGGGUAGCAAUGGCAGUAGCCAAAAGCAUGAACUUUGCUUCCAGAAGGAAUCAGCUGUUGAGCUGAACAAAUCAUGAUCCAGUAUGCGGGGGAGCAGGAGGGAGGGGAGUGAGAGCCAAGCCUGACACAGGCCAGAGCAUGGGGGAGGUACUCAGAAAGGCCUCCAAAGCAGGAUGGAAAAGACAGUAAUUACAUAACAGCACUUGGCGAGCAUCUGGCUAUAGUCAGCUGGGCCCCGCAAGCCCUCCCUCCCCGUGGUGCUAACAAGGAGCAGCUGAGGAUACGUGUAACUCAGCGCAGGACCCCUCCGGAGGGGUGCGGAGGUCACCAUGGAAAUAAUUUGCCUGCACACAUCCCUGGCCUUCCUUGUCCUCCCUCUUAUUGUGCUUGGGGCACCCACUGAUGAGCCCAACCUCACAGAACCAAAUCCAGGUGCUUGCAAGCGCUGUUGUGAUCCACUGGAAUCCCCUGCAGAAGCCCCACCACUCUCUCCUAGUCACCACCACUUGCCCUACCCAAUGCCAGAAGUCCGUCCAUAUAUCAACAUCACCAUCCUGAAGGGAGACAAAGGAGACCGGGGAGAGCCUGGGCUGCCAGGAAAAUGGGGCAAAGAAGGGCCACGAGGUGAGCGGGGUGCCCAAGGACAGAAAGGCAGUAAAGGACAGAUGGGAACAGCAGGGGACCCCUGCAAGCAUCAGUAUGCUGCAUUCUCCGUGGGUCGCAAGAAAGCGCUGCAUAGCAGUGAGGGCUACCAGGUCUUGAUCUUUGACACAGUCUUCGUCAACCUCUACAGCCACUUUGACAUGUUCAAUGGCAAGUUCUACUGCUAUGUAGGAGGAUUUUACUACUUCAGCCUCAAUGUCCACACCUGGAACUUCAAGGAGACCUAUAUGCACAUCAUGCACAAUGAAGAAGAGGCAGUCAUCUUGUAUGCCCAGCCCAGUGAUCGCAGCAUCAUGCAGAGCCAGAGUCUCAUGCUGGAGCUGCAGGAAAACGAUGAGGUCUGGGUGCGGCUCUACAAGCGGGAGCGGGAAAACGCCAUUUACAGUGAUGAUGUUGAUGUGUACAUCACCUUCAGCGGGUACCUGAUCAAACCCAGCCUUGACUAAUUCCCCUUUGCUGCCGCCUGGGCCUCUUUGGGCUUUUUCUUCUUCCUCUCACUCUCUCUUUACUGCCCACAGUCACUGCAAAUCACUUGGAAAUGGGCCUGUCAAGCCUCAGGCAUCGAGCAUGAGACUUGCCACAUUGACUACCACCUCAUGCUCCCUUCUCUCUUGCAGCCAGGCCUGUAUCUG